Molecule: messenger RNA, 9972 nt
Organism: Chinchilla lanigera (long-tailed chinchilla)
Lineage: Eukaryota; Metazoa; Chordata; Mammalia; Rodentia; Chinchillidae
Gene: Usp31
Product: ubiquitin specific peptidase 31
Exons: 16
Coding region: 49-3543 (1164 amino acids)
Biological process (GO): protein deubiquitination
Molecular function (GO): cysteine-type deubiquitinase activity
Source: RefSeq, a predicted model, not a curated record
CCGUCUGCCAUGGACUAAGCAGUUUGCUUGUCCCUGCCCUCUGCCGUGAUGUCCUGCUUCGGAGCCAGCCAUGGACUGACACCUCUGAAACGACAGCCAGGUGGAUUGCUUCCCCUUCAGAGUAUUGUGUCAAAGAACGCGCUGCAGUAUCGGGGAAAUUCCCAGCACGACGCCCAGGAGUUUCUGCUGUGGCUUUUGGACCGAGUUCAUGAAGAUCUUAAUCAUGCUGUAAAGCAGAGCGGCCAGCCUCCUCUGAAGCCUCCGUCUGAGACUGAUACGAUGCCCGAGGGACCAUCUUUUCCUGUGUGUAGCACUUUUGUACAAGAACUUUUUCAAGCCCAGUACCGAUCUUCUUUGACGUGUCCUCACUGUCAGAAACAGAGCAACACUUUCGACCCUUUCCUCUGCAUUUCUUUGCCUAUUCCUUUACCCCACACAAGGCCUCUCUAUGUCACUGUAGUGUAUCAAGGGAAGUGUUCCCACUGCAUGAGGAUCGGUGUGGCCGUGCCUCUGUCUGGGACUGUCGCCAGACUUCGGGAAGCAGUGUCUCUGGAAACAAAGAUCCCCACCGACCAGAUUGUAUUAACAGAAAUGUACUAUGAUGGGUUCCAUCGUUCAUUUUGUGACACAGACGACCUGGAAACCGUCCAUGAAAGUGAUUGCAUUUUUGCCUUUGAGACUCCAGAAAUAUUUCGGCCUGAAGGAAUUCUCAGUCAAAGAGGAAUUCACUUGAACAACAAUCUAAACCACUUGAAAUUUGGCUUGGAUCAUCAUAGACUGUCUUUUGCCACACAGACAGCAGCACAGCAAGGGAAAAUGGGUCAGCCCUCUCCCAGAGCAGGGAGCGACAAGAUUGUCCUGUUGGUGUGUAACAGAGUCUGCACUGGGCAGCAAGGGAAGAGAUUUGGACUGCCUUUUGUCUUGCACUUGGAGAAGACGAUAGCAUGGGACCUUUUACAGAAGGAAAUCUUGGAAAAGAUGAAGUAUUUCUUGAGGCCCACUGUUUGCAUUCAGGUGUGUCCGUUCAGUCUGCGUGUGGUCAGCGUUGUGGGAAUAACAUACUUGCUGCCCCAGGAAGAGCAGCCCUUGUGUCACCCUACGGUAGAAAGGGCAUUAAAAUCUUGUGGACCAGGUGGUACUGCUCAUGUGAAAUUAGUAGUAGAAUGGGACAAGGAGACAAAAGAUUUCUUGUUUGCAAAUACUGAGGACGAGUACAUCCCCGACUCGGAGAGUGUCCGUCUGCAGAAGGAGCGUCACCAUCAGCCUCAGACCUGCACCCUAUCCCAGUGUUUCCAGCUCUACACCAAAGAGGAGCGGCUUGCCCCCGAUGAUGCCUGGCGUUGCCCACACUGUAAGCAGCUGCAGCAGGGGAGCAUUACAUUAAGCCUGUGGACUCUGCCUGAUGUGCUUAUUAUACACCUCAAGAGAUUCCGCCAGGAAGGAGACAAGCGUAUGAAACUUCAGAACAUGGUCAAGUUCCCCCUGACUGGCCUGGACAUGACGCCGCAUGUGGUGAAGAGAAGCCAGAGCAGCUGGAGCUUGCCAUCCCACUGGUCCCCGUGGAGACGGCCCUAUGGACUCGGGAGGGACCCUGAGGACUGCAUCUAUGACCUGUAUGCUGUGUGCAAUCACCAUGGCACCAUGCAAGGGGGGCACUACACAGCUUACUGUAAGAACUCCGUGGACGGUCUUUGGUAUUGCUUUGACGACAGCGACGUGCAGCAGCUGUCAGAGGAUGAGGUGUGCACACAGACAGCCUACAUCCUCUUCUACCAGCGGCGGACAGCCAUCCCGUCAUGGUCAGCCAACAGCUCGGUGGCAGGCUCCACGAGUUCGUCCCUAUGCGAGCACUGGGUGAGCCGGCUCCCGGGCAGCAAGCAAGCUAGCGUGACCUCUGCGGCUUCUUCCAGACGCACCUCCCUGGCCUCCCUCUCGGAGUCCGUGGAGAUGGCCGGGGAAAGGAGUGAAGAUGAUGGAGGCUUUUCAACGCGACCAUUUGUGAGAAGUGUCCAGCGUCAGAGCUUGUCAUCGCGAUCUUCUGUCACCAGCCCUUUGGCCAUCAAUGAAAACUGCAUGAGACCUUCUUGGUCCCUGUCUGCGAAGCUGCAGUUGCGUUCCAGUUCCCCUUCGCGGUUCUCGGGAGACUCCCCAGUUCACAGCUCUGCCUCCACCCUGGAGAAGAUCGGGGAGGCAGUAGAUGACAAGGUCUCCAUCUCUUGCUUUGGUAGUUUGAGGAAUCUUUCUAGCAGUUACCAGGAGCCCAGCGACAGUCAUGGUCGCCGUGAGCACAAGACUGUGGGCCGGGCCCCGCUGGCUGUCAUGGAAGGUGUGUUCAGAGAUGAGUCAGAGCACCGCAAACUCAACUCCAGCGUUGUAGACACACAGAGCAAAAACUUAGCACAAGGGGAUCACUUACCUCCAGUGUCUGAUCCAUUUGAUAACAAUAACCAGAUUGCUUAUGUGGAUCAGAGCGAUUCUGUAGACAGCUCUCCAGUCAAGGAGGUGAAGCCCCCGAGCCACCCAGGCUCACUCACAAAGAAACCAGAGAGCACAGCCAAGAGAUCUCCCAGUUCCAAAGGCACUUCUGAGCCAGAUAGGGGCUUGCGGAAGGGCAGGCCAACCCUGGCGAGCCAGGACUCAUCGCUUUCCAGUACGUCCCCUUCCUCCCCUGAUCCGGUGAAAGUCUCUCUGAAGCAUUCCCGCUCUCGAAGCAAAGCAGAUGCACCUUCCAGGGCCAGUGGAAGGCAUUCGUCCCCCGCCCCUGGCCAACGCGGAAAGGAGGCGUCCCCCAAGUCCCAGGACGCUGUGUCGUCCCCCUCACCACAGAAGCAGAAGUCGGCCUCUGCCCUCGCAUACACUGUUUCCUCUACGUCUGCCAAAAAAGCCUCAGGCCCUGCCACCAGGGGCCCCUUUCCUCCUGGGAAGAGCAGGACUUCAGAUCGGACCUUGAGUAGAGAGGGCUCCAGACAAAGCCUGGGUUCUGAUAGAGCCAGCAUCACCUCCACCUCUAAACCCAGCUCUCCUCGGGUGAGCCAGGCCCGAGCGGGGGAGGGCAGAGGCGACGGCAAACACGUCCGCAGCUCGUCCAUGGCCAGCCUGCGCUCCCCCAGCGCGAGUGUGCGCUCUGGCCUGAAGAGAGACAGCAAGUCCGAGGACAAGGGGCUGUCUUUCUUCAAGUCCGCCUUGAGACAGAAGGAAACGCGGCGGUCGACGGACCUUGGCAAGACAGCCUUGCUCUCCAGAAAGGCGGGUGGGAGCUCUGUCAGGGCGGUCGGUAAGAACGCUGUGGACGGCAAGGCCGAGAAAGGCUUCCAGCCUCCGGGCUCCCAGCAGCCAGAUGCGAACGCGGCUGGAAAGGAGCCUGUCUCCAAGGAUGCUGCUUCUGCUAAACACUCCCUGCUGUCUGCCCGGAAAUCCAAGGCUUCCCAGCUAGAUUCUGCAGUUCCUGUGUCUCCGGGUGGCCGGCAGUCUGCUGAGAAAGCCUCCAAAAAGUUACCUGCUGGCAUGCAAACCUCCGCACGGCCUUCUCAGAGACCUCAGUGAUAGUUCUGUAACCCACGUGUUUUACCCGUAAAGGUGUUUAUUUAUUUAGAAGCUCCCCCCCCCAAAGCCCUUUAUUCAUUUGUUUUGUAUUUUUUGGGUCACGUGCCUGACUGUGUGUGCGGGCGUGUGUGUGCGUGUGUGCGUGUGUGUGUGUGUGUGUGUGUGUGUGUGUGUGUGAGAGAGAGAGAGAGAGAGAGACCAAUUCAAUCGCAAAUUGUUAAAAGUGUCGCCUUAUUCUGUCAUUGAACCAAAUAACAGCCAUAGGCAAAGCGUCAAUACCAAGCUAACAGGAAUAAUUGUAGAUUAUACCCAGGACAACCCCUUUAGCAAAUGUACAUAUUUCUUUCUAGAGAACUCUAAUGACUUGCAUUGGACACUAGGGUUUUGAAGCCUGUGAACCAGCUAAGCUAUCACUGGUGUACAGGAUUUGACUUGGGUUUCCUUUGAGCAGGAUCUGGCCUCACUGGAACUUUCGAGUGGCACCAGGAGCUCUAAAGACUGUGGCACUAACACUAAACAGAGGGAAGAACUUGCUGUCUGCACUUUUGCCCCAUCUGCCAGUCUUUGUAAAGGGCAGUAUUGGAACACUAAGGUUUCUCAGGUGUAUAUACCCCGCUAGUCUGGGCUGGACCAGUGCAUCAGUAAAUGGGUUACGGAGGAAGGUGACGUGUGGUGACUGUCAUUUGUUUCACUGCCACAGAUGGAGGUUUCAGAGGUGGUUAUGAAAGCUUCGUAUCUGCAGAGAUGUGUGUCCCCUAGCCUGUCUUGACACUUGGGAUGUGUCCCAAGGUGGCAACUUGGAUAACCAGAGAGCCAGUCACUAGUUGUCUCCCUUCUACCUUUGCCAGCUAAGGCUGUUGAGAUUUUGAGCUGUAGCAGAGCAGUCAUCACCUCUGAAAGAUACCUAGAGAGAAAUGUGUUCUGAGCUGGAGGCAGGAAUUGAUACCAUUUUCCUUCUCUGGUGUUGCUUUUUCUUGUUAGAAGUUGACGGCUCCGUGCUGCACCGUGUCUGCGUGCUUUUUUCCUAUCUUGUAAUUUGGAAAGAAACUGCCUCCCGCCAAAAGUCGGUGAUGGCCUGUUGAAGCGACGUCUGACAAAGUAUUGAUAUGCACUUGAGAUCCUGCCUGUUAAGACUGCCUUUCAGUAACUCAUUUAUGUCUUUGUGCUGAGGAUUUAAUUUCAUACCAAGCACUUGCAAGCAGGAUUUGGAGAACAUUCCAUCUGGCAUUGUCAGUACAAAUUGCAUUUCUUUUGUAUUAAAAGGGGAGCCUCAUAGAAAUAUCAGAUAAGCGAAACCUAUACUUCCUCAGGUUUUGUGGCGGUUUCCUGGCAAUACUUUUCUGCUCAAGCUUUAGCUUUUCUUUCUCUAUUUUUUUAAUAUUAAGAGAGUCAUAGUCCUGAUUCUCCUUGAAUAGCGUUUGUCACUUUGCCAUAAAAGCCUGUUAAGUUAGUUUAUAUGCUUUACUUUUUUUCUGUCAUAAACUGUUGAAAUUUUUCUGAACUCUUGGUGCACAGAUCCACUUAUCGUCACCCCUUUCAUACUGCUGUGUAUGAAGUAAUCACAACACAUAAGCAUGCAGAGCUGUGAAUUCUGCACUGCCUUUUUCUUUCUUUCUUUUUUCCGUGAGUACCUCUUGGGAAAUAUUUCCAGUAGGUUAUUUGACUUUAUGUUGCUGCUAAUUUGAGCAUUGGCUGGUAACUUCCAGGUCUGGAGGUCAUUUAUGUUGAGGGCGGCUGGAAUUUUAGACCCUCGCAAUAUUUAAGACUGACUACUCAGUCUUGUAAAAGUUACUGUGUUGCUCCAUAUAACUCACUGAACAUGAGCCCCUUGCACCCGCCCCGACCUUGCCGCCUCACGCGGUUUGCCUGUGCAGUUUUUGGUGGCUUUGCGGAGCAGCAGUGCUCUCUGCCGCACCGUAACUGCAGGUCACUGGCUGCCUUCCGUACUACAUGGCUUCCCACGGCACAUUGGCAGCCCCACUCAGACUUUCCUGUGCCGCUUUUAUGUCCUGAGAAAGAUGCACCACGGGAGGGACCGUGACUGUCAGGAACGGGAUGUUUAUCUAACUUGAACCUCUCAUCUUUGUUUAGGAGAUAGGUCUCAUUUGAAAUUUUUUAUCUGAAGCUCUGAAGCAGUCUUAGAAUUAUAUUUGACAAUAGCCAGAGAGUUUUAAUAACACAUUUUUUUUGCCCUAAUCAUUAAGCAUUCGUAGAAACCAGUUUAAUUUUCACAGUGGUAAAAUAUUCUUACUCUGAAGCCCUGUAGGAAUGGAAUUUCCAUUAUGUAUAAUACCUUUUUAAAAGACUCUAUAAAUCUCUUCAAUUUUCCAUGGGAUCUAGAAAUAAAAUUUCUAUAAUAAAAUCUGUAAAUGUAUGUCUAUGGAGUUUAGUCCUUGUUUGAGAGUUAGUUGAAUAGGAAAAAUCAGUAUUAUGGCAUUGUCUAGGAAUCAUUAAGCUGUUACAUUUCCAUGGUUGGUAAACAAUGAAAAUUUCACUGUUCCUAAAAACUAGGUGCAACUUGAAGCCGCAGAAAAGGGUGUUUUGCCCGAAAGUUUGGAGGUGCUUUUUAAAGAGUGAAGUCUGAGGGGGCGUCGUGACUUGGCUCAGUUCAGUUCUUUCUUAGGGUCAGAGACUCGUUUUUCUCCCCUGGUGGUAUUUGGCACAGCAAACAUGCAUGUGCUUCAGGGUUAAAAGUGAUCUGCUGAGGAGGUAAGCCUGGGUUUCUGGUCGGCCGUCAGAUGGGCCUAAUUAGUACAGUCACUUCCUGACAGGCACCAGCUAAUCAGCACACUUCCUGGUGAACACCACAUAAUUACAGACUUGGCUUUGUAGUGUUUGUUUGCUUUUAAAAAAAUACAACUUUUUAUUCGUGAUUUCUUUUUCUGUACAAAUCCCGUGUACCGAGGCUGUAUCAUUCCUUGAGACGGCCCGACUCCUCUUCCCUUAGUUGGAAGCGCAGAGAAACCAAGGAAGCUCCUCUUGUCUCACACCGCCUCCUCCCUUUUUGAUUUUCUCAUCCUGACAGCAGCCUAACUGAAGGUGAAAUGCUGGACCAGUAAAAGCACAUGUGGAGUGUUUGUAGUAUACUAAAAUAUUGUCAUUAUCCAGGAGGCUCUUGAAAUCAGGCUUUCAUCAUUCGUUUGUUCUGCAAACAUUCUUUGAGGGCCUGCAUUGCAUUUAAAGGCAAGCUGAGAGCUUCAGGGAUUUGCUGUCGCUGAGGAGCCCUGAGAACACAGCUGAUCAAGCAGAGGAUGCUAGUAAUGUCUGAAAGAGUGACAUUCCUUCUCAACAGAAAGAUCUAAUGGGUUCCGGUCAGUGGGCUAAGGCCUGUGGUCCUCUCGAGCACAUCCGUUCUGUCUGGAAGCCAGAAGUGCCGUUCCUCAUCUCUGGAGGCGUUGCACUCCUACAUCUGCUAGUUCAGACUGAGCUGUCUGCUGUUUAGGGAGUGAAGAGUCCAUUACACAGUCACUGUACCUUGGAGUGUGUCCAUCCAUGUUUGUACCGGACAGAUGUGUGGAUUUGUGUGUGUGUGUGUGUGUGUGUUAGAGGGGUGUCCUCCCUCUGUCGUUUGAAAAAACAGGAACAGUUGCGGCUGCUUUAGGGAAAAUGAAGCAGAGAAAAGCUGUGAACAAAGCUCAUUUAUUUCAAGCAAGUAGAUGGACAUUGAUGUUUUAUUUCAUUGUGACAGAUUACUGAACAUUCUGACAAAUGACUGUUUCCUGUAUAGAUGGUUGUCGUCAGGUAACAAAGAUACUUAGCAUUCCUGGCUUAGAUUUCUGAGGUAGGAUGCAAAUUAUAAGCACAGAUUCAAUAAAUAUGUUCUGGAGGCACACUGGAGUUUGUGUUUGAGAAGGACAAAAUUUGCUGACAAACCAGUGCCUGUUGUAAACACAAAACAUAACCUUAGUGUGCAGGCUGUUCUGCCUUUAAUUUCAUAAAGGGUACGUUAUUGUUAAUCUGACUACAUGUUUUGGGGGUGGGUCAUCCGAUGCUUUUAUUUAAAUAAAUACUCAGUGUCUCAUACUGCCUUUGAGCAACCCCAAAGUGUUUGUUUUUGCAGCUGCAUUUUGAGCAUGGCCAGUCAUUUUCACCCCAAGUCCUGGGAAGCAUUUUGCAUGCCCUCCAUCUAACCGACAAAGCAUGCUGUUACUACCUAUGCAAACCACCAAUAAAAAGGCUGUACUAAACGUUAAGUUUUAAGAACGCAGCUCUUACAUUACGGAGCUCUAUUUUUGACUUUGUCAUUUUUAAAAUGUGGCUUAAUCAGAAUAGAUGAGCAUGAAUGUGACUUCUUGGUUAGCUUUGUGUAUAUUUCUGUUUACUGAUUUUUUUUAUCAUUGGCGAGAUUGUGUGUAGAAUAAAUAUUUUGCAGGCAGCAGUGGAAUUAGGUAUGUUGAGCAUACAUUGAUGUAUAUACUGUAUUUAGCCUGAAGACUUUCCUAAAGUAUUUUGUUCUAAAAAUAACCUGCCAUUUUCUAUAGAUUUUAAUUUUUUAUAUCUUCUAGGGUUCUAUCGUGGUCACAGGGACGGAUGUGGCCUCCGGUAGUGCUAAUGAUUUUAAAACGCUUUCGUAGAUAGAGCUGUUUUGGAAAGCUUUGGGGCAUCCCUCCCGCUGAUCACAAGAACAAGGCUCUGAAACUUGCGGUGUUGUGCAGUGGAUUUGGGUCUACAUCCACCGGAUGCUCACUUAAAGCCAGUGCUUUCCACUUCGGGAGAGAAGGGGGUUCAUAGCUGGUGUGAGGACGCCCGUUUGACCCUCACACGUACCCUCUCUGAGAGCCUCUUUGGCCUGACCUGAGUGACUCAUCUUCCGUGGUACCUAGCGUUCACGAAGAUGGCCUGGGACUUUCUCCUGUCUGGGUCCCCCUUGCAAGCUUCUGACCUGGUUAGUGUAGGGGUGGGUCCCAGCAUUGCCCCCGAUCCUGAGGUUCCUGUGUUCUUCUAGUUUGCAGUCAGGAUUAAGAACCGCUGUGACUCACCAUCCCUUUGCCAAGACUGACGGUGAGAAUCACUGGCAUACAGAGCGCUCAGGAGUGACUCCAGUUGCUCAGUUCUGGGGAGGAAAGUGGAAGAACUGCUGUAUCAGGGUCCUGUUCGGAAUAUGCAGUGCGGAGCAUUUUGUGGUUGGCGUGGUGCCUGGCAGCGUGGUCGGAAGGGUGACUUCCGCUGCCGGGGUGGGCAGGGACGGGUGGGUCUGUGCCCUUCCCCAGAGCUUCUCAGGACCCUGUGGUGGGGCUGAGGUCGGGGGGGAGUCGCUCUGAGUUGGAAAAUGUAGAGGAAGAAAGUAGAAAACGACCUUUCAGGCCUUGCAAAACCUGUCCCUGCUUUUGAUAGAAUGGCUGCCUUUUUGUAGUAAUGAAAACAGCAGCUCCCAGGUGGCUGCUGACUCCUGAGCAGCCCGCUCUCCCCUGCCGCUCUCACAUGGUUUCUGGACUUCUUUUUAGUUUGAAAGUGAAGAGGAGACAUUUUACUUGGAAUCUUUUUCCUUUUUCCUUUUGGUAACUCUUGUUGCUAUUUUUUCAUGUAAUUUUGAAAAAAUCAAGUCGUGCACAUCCAGAAGUGGGGCCACUUUAUGUUCACCUAUGGAGGCAAAGGAGAUUUAAUUUUAAUCUGUAGUGAGCUGAAUGCGUUCCAACAUCUGCAAACUAAUCAGUGCGCGGUGGUUCAUCGCUUUGGGCAUUGUGCCGCCUACAAAUACAGACACAGUUGAUCCAGUGUUUUCAGCCUUCAAGGAAGAAGCAAGGGAAAGUCCAGGUUGGACGUGCUGCUUUAGAAAGGCCUUCCAGGGUGGAGAUGUUCUACAGUCACGAAGAUGCAAUGUGAAAUUCCCAGGUGCUAUUCUAAAUGGCAUGGUGUCCUUGUACCAAUGGAAAGGCGGUUGGUGUUUGUGAAGUUGAAGUUCCCUUUGUAGGCCUUUCAAACACGCACUUGCGGUUCAUACAGGUUUGCUCACCAGACGUGCCUCUCAGCACUGGUUAACACUGAAUUCAGGCCCCGUUCCCAAAACAGCCUCCCGAUGGAACUCCCACAUUUACACUGGAAUUUCUCUAGUUGUCCUGAAAGCUGCAUGUCAUGUCACUGUACACAAAAUGCUUUGGUAUUGUUCAUGUACCAUCGAAAAUUCUGUGUAAUUUUCUUCUUUAGUUGUGUAAUAAAAUGGAAGACAGGAUGUCUUUCCUAGCAGCUGGAAAAAAAAUCUUACAUUUUAAAUUAUUUUAGACCAAGGGCAUGAGAUGUGUCACUGACUUCUGUUAUUUAUUUGUAUGUUUUGUUAUUCAAGGUGUAUGCACUUUUAAGAAACAGAAUUUAUAUUUUUAUGUUUGAAGCAUUUUAUUUCUGAAACAGCAGUUAUGAUACAGUAUACAGUUGGAAUUAAGAGACAAGUGGAAAAUGUAACAAAAUAUAAUAAAUUUAUUACAUGAUGCCCUC